Messenger RNA from Odobenus rosmarus divergens (Pacific walrus), 1576 nucleotides. Its product is annotated as torsin A interacting protein 2. The coding region runs from base 1 to 1368 and encodes 455 amino acids. Lineage: Eukaryota; Metazoa; Chordata; Mammalia; Carnivora; Odobenidae. The record is from RefSeq and is a predicted model, not a curated record. Gene Ontology annotation, molecular function: ATPase activator activity. Gene Ontology annotation, cellular component: endoplasmic reticulum; membrane. The transcript is spliced from 4 exons. Gene Ontology annotation, biological process: endoplasmic reticulum organization; membrane organization.
AUGGCCGACAGAGGAUUUAGGGAUCCUGCAGAGGCCUCUCAAAAGGAUUUGGAAAAUGACCCAUCAAUAAGUUCUCAGGCACCGGAGACCUCAGUCCCAGCAAGUACCACUGAGGAAGCUGAGACCCCAGACCCCGCCUCUGGUCUUAACGAAGUCCACCAAGAGGUAGAAACAAUAGUUCCAGGAAGUGCAGACACAGAUGGCCAAUCAGAAAGUCCAGAUGGGACCGAUUAUGGGAACUAUCCAAAGGACAAAACAGAACGUGAGAACAACCAGAGUUUUCGGGAAGAGCAGAACCCACCAGAACCCACCUGUUCUCCAAGUGGCAGGGUGGGAAGAGAAGAUGCACUCUUAAGGAGCGGCUCUGCAGCCCUGCCUGAGGAGGUGAGCAGCGGACCUGGAGUUUCACCCGAGCCACCUGCCACAGACUCUCAGGAUGCCCAGAGCCCUGAGCAUUCCCCCGCAGUGCUGGAGAGCCAGGCUACCGUGAGGAGGCGACUGCUGGCACCAGAGGCUGAAAGUCAUCAGCAAGAAACACAAGAGUUAGAAGAAAACAAAGAGAAUGCACUUGAUACCAUAAGAAAGAUGAGUGAAAAGAAUCAAAGACCUUAUGGCUCCAUCAUUUUUGGCAUCCUGGUUAUGGUUUUUUUGCUAAGUUGUGUUAAUAGCUAUUUCUCUCCAGCCCAGCAAGUGCCCAAAAAUCCAGCUUUGGAGGCCUUUUUGGCUCAGUUCAGCCAAUUGAAGGAUAAAUUCCCAGGCCAGAGUUCCUUCUUGUGGCAGAGAGGACGUAAAUUUCUCCAGAGGCACCUCAAUGCUUCAAACCCUACUGAGCCGGCCACCAUCAUAUUUACAGCAGCUCAAGAGGGAAGAGAGACCCUGAAGUGCCUGAGUCACCUCGUUGCGGAUGCCUACACCUCCUCCCAGAAAGUCUCCGCCAUUCGGAUUGAUGGGGCUGGAAGAACCUUGGAGGACAGUGACACCGUCAAGCACUUGGUUGACGUGGAGCUGAGCUCAGGAUUUGAGAAUGGCCAGAAGGCUGCUGUGGUACACCACUUUGAAUCCCUUCCUGCGGGCUCUACCUUGAUCUUCUACAAGUAUUGUGACCACGAGAAUGCCGCCUUCAAAGAUGUGGCCCUGGUCCUGACUGUUCUCCUGGAGGAGGAGACAUUAGAAGCAAGUGUUGGCCCAAGGGAAACUGAGGAAAAAGUGAGAGAUUUACUCUGGGCCAGGUUUACCAAUUCUGACACUCCCCGCUCCUUCAACCACAUGGACUCGGACAAACUGAGUGGGCUCUGGAGCCGCAUUUCACACCUGGUGCUGCCCGUCCAGCCCGUGAGGAACAUUGAAGAACAGGGGUGCCUUUUAUAAGCUAAGCACAGAGCUGGUUUCUGAAGGCCUGGAUUUAUUAAAAAAUCAGUUUAAAAACCUCUUUCUGUGGAAGGAGGUUGAUGAAAAUCCUGGAAAGCACAAAUGAGCUUAUUUUAGAAAAGAAUUUUCAUUUUUUUAACUUUUGUACUAUCUUCCUAAGUUUGACAAAACUCGGGCCUUUCAAGCAAAUCAGGUUUAAAAUAUGCAU